CACGCAGUACGAAACAGUCAGUGGUUAGGAACAGUCACUCAGUCAAGCCGAUAAAUAAGGAAAACAACUCAGGUCUAGGCUGCGUCGAUUGUUAGCAAGCUGAUGCUCCAGAAUGACUAAGAAAGAAGAGAAGAGUAGAAUAUGCUUUCAGAGAAAUUAUCCUUCCCUUAUUAUCGCUUCUGUGUGUUAUCAAAAUUAAACUAUUUGUUUCCAGAAUUCUUGCUAGCAACUGUUAACCGCAUCAAAUGUGAAAGUUCAGAUUUAUUAUAGAAAAGCAUUGUUGUUAACAAGUAUACGGAAUGGAUUUGAAAACUUUAUUAAGGUAUAAGAUAUGCUAUAUAAAGAUAUUCGAUUGGGCUAACUUUGAGCACAGUGACAAGAAAGAAUAUUCCAUCUGAAGUUGACUUCGUAUCCUGGCAGUGUUUUCCUUCGAAGAUUGACUAAAAUAGAAAAAUAGCAUUACUGUUGCACUUAGAAACCACCUUUAGAAGUUGUUGCUGUUGUGAUUGUAUUUGAGAUCGGCGGAUGGUGUUUUAAUAAUGGAGAGUCCAGUUUUAUUGCCUCACAUAAACAUGACUGAAGAAGAGUAUCUUGAAGUUAACAUGGGACCUCAACAAAUAACGUUAGUAGUGGUGGUGCCCAUUACAGUUGUAUACGGGCUGAUUUUUGUCAGUGGAAUUAUUGGAAAUGUAAUCGUGUGUUUGGUUAUCACCAGAAACUCCCACUUUCAGACACCAACCAACUACUACCUGUUUUCUCUAGCUAUUUCCGACUUGCUCAUUUUAUUAUUUGGAAUUCCAAACGAUCUCAAACUCUACUGGCAGCAGUACCCUUGGCAACUCGGAGAGACAGUGUGCAAAUUACGAGCCAUGGUGGCGGAGAUGACAAGCUACGCUUCAGUACUGACAAUUGUGGCAUUUACCACAGAACGCUAUAUUGCUAUAUGUCACCCUCUAAGUAUCCAGACUCUUUCUUCCCUUUCCAGAGCGAUUAAAAUAAUCAUGUCUGUAUGGGUUGUGUCAUGUAUUAGUGCAGUGCCUUUUGCCAUCUUUAUCAAAGUGAAUUACGUGGAUUAUCCUAAGGGUUCAGGAAACAAUCUAGAAGAAUCAGCUUUCUGUGCUCUUCCAAUGGAAAAUAAUGAAGUUAGCUUGCCCCUGUUGCAGUUCUCCAUUUUUGCUUUCUUCAUUCUUCCGAUGUCAUUAAUCAUUAUUCUUUACGUUAAGAUAGGAUUGACGUUGCGGAACUCUCGCUUCAGUAGAGUAUCGUCUGGGGAAUCCUCGAAACAUUCGCACUCUAGAAUCGACUCCAGGAAACAACUUUCUCGGCGCUCAGUCCAUAAAAUGCUAGUGGCUGUUGUCAUCGCUUUCUUUCUUUGCUGGGCACCGUUUCACGCUCAACGUUUGCUCGUAGCGUACGUCCAUAGGGAGCAUUGGACUAUGAUGUUGCGAACACUGAAUGAAAUUUUAUAUUACUUUGGUG
This is a messenger RNA of Limulus polyphemus (Atlantic horseshoe crab), 1479 nucleotides long. RefSeq names its product neuropeptides capa receptor-like. Gene Ontology annotation, molecular function: neuromedin U receptor activity. The annotation marks the transcript as partial. Gene Ontology annotation, cellular component: plasma membrane. The transcript has 4 exons. The record is from RefSeq and is a predicted model, not a curated record. Gene Ontology annotation, biological process: neuropeptide signaling pathway. Lineage: Eukaryota; Metazoa; Arthropoda; Merostomata; Xiphosura; Limulidae.